Rhipicephalus sanguineus (brown dog tick) is the source of this 1626-nucleotide messenger RNA. RefSeq names its product tissue alpha-L-fucosidase. The record is from RefSeq and is a predicted model, not a curated record. NCBI's taxonomy places the organism in Eukaryota, Metazoa, Arthropoda, Arachnida, Ixodida, Ixodidae. Gene Ontology annotation, cellular component: lysosome. Gene Ontology annotation, biological process: fucose metabolic process; glycoside catabolic process. Gene Ontology annotation, molecular function: alpha-L-fucosidase activity.
CGUGCCCAGCGCUACACUCCCGACUGGUCAUCGCUGGACACCCGGCCGCUGCCGUCGUGGUUCGACGAGGCCAAAAUCGGCGUGUUUCUCCACUGGGGCGUCUUCUCGGUGCCCAGCUUCGGAAACGAGUGGUUCUGGCACAGCUGGCACGAACAGUAUCCCGCGUACGUGGAGUUUAUGAGGCGCAACUACAGACCGGGCUUCACGUACCAGGACUUCGCCCCGCAGUUCACGGCCCAGUUUUUCGACCCUAAUCACUGGGCCGACAUCUUCGCCAAGUCGGGAGCCCGGUAUGUGGUGUUGACGGGCAAGCACCACGAGGGCUUCACGCUGUGGCCCUCCAAGGUCUCGUGGAACUGGAACGCCCAAGAUGUGGGACCACACCGGGACCUGGUGGGAGAUCUGGCAGACGCUGUUCGGCGCCGCGCAGGAUUGCGGUUCGGCGUUUACCACUCCAUGAUGGAUUGGUACCACCCGCUGUACCUGGCUGACAAGGCAUCCGGAUUCGAGAGCUCCCUCUUUCCACCAGCCAAGGCCAUCCCUGAACUGGUGGAGAUCGUGGAAAGGUACGAACCGGACAUUGUGUGGUCCGACGGAGAAUGGGAAGCGCCGGACACCUACUGGAACAGCACUUCUUUCCUCGCCUGGCUAUACAACGACAGCCCCGUCCGCUCCAGCGUCGUGGUCAACGACCGCUGGGGCAAAGGGGUUCGCUGCAAGCACGGAGAUUUCUUCAACUGCGACGAUCAGUUCAACCCGGGUGUGCUGCAGCCGCACAAGUGGGAGAACUGCCUGCCAAUCGACCAGGGCUCUUGGGGUUACAGACGCGACGCAGACCUGUCGGACUACCGCACAAUUGGCCAGCUUCUCGACAUCCUGGCGAGCACGGUCAGCUGCAACGGCAACCUGCUCAUCAACGUCGGCCCGACCAAGGACGGCAUCAUCUCUCCGAUUUUCGAAGAGCGGCUCACACAGUUGGGCCAGUGGCUCUCCGUCAACGGCGAAGCAGUCUACGGAUCGAAGCCCUGGAAGUACCAGAACGACACGGCCACGCCGAACGUGUGGUACACGGCCAAGGACGACGUGGUGUACGUGUACGUCAUGAGGUGGCCCAAGAACGAGCGGCUCUACCUGGAAUCAUUGGAACUGUCGCCGCACAGUAGGGUUACGAUGCUGGGGCUGCCGACCGAACAGGAGUUUGCAUGGGCGUCAGCUCAUUCUGCGGGAAACGCGAUAAACAGUCGAGCUGCUCAGAAGGGCACGGUGGUGUCCUUUCCCAAGCUGACACCAGACCAACUGCCCACGCCUUGGGCUUGGGUGCUAAAGGUGGAAGCCCCCAUGUAAAUUGAGAGUUGCAUGGAUAGUAUCGCAAUCAAACUUUUUUUUCGUUUCCCACGGGGGGAAGAGGGGAAGGAGCGCGAUCCAGACGGCGUCCGCAUUGAGGCCGGGGACCUGUAGUCGCAAUAAAUAUGCGUCGCAGAAGGCACGCGAAAAACUCGGUGAUUUCUGUGAUCAAACAUUUGUAGUUUGGUUUUCUUCUUUUCUACGGCCCGAAUAAACUUCAAGAUUCACUAGCAACCGGUAGCGACCAACGAAAACGCGUAACAGAUACAUUCGCUCCUUGCA